AGACAAGAAUCAAAGCCUCUCGUUCUUCAUUUUGUGUACACAUCUACGUACAAAGGGGAACAAAAAUGUCUCUAGUGAUCUCAACAAAUGGUCCUCUUUCUGCUAAAGAAAAAAGCCAAAUGGUUGAGCGCCGGCCGGUAGAUUAUCAUCCGAGCUUGUGGGAGGAUUACCUCGCCAAAUAUGCUGCUCCCUCCAACUCAAUGGAUAAUGGCCAUGAUCAGCAGGCGGAACAAGAAAUCCAGAAGCUGAAGGACGAGGUGAAGAGGAUGCUAUGCACUAACGCGGACAAGCCGUCCCUGAAACUGGACAUGAUUGAUCAAAUUCAACGCUUAGGCAUUGCGUACCACUUCACAAGUGAGAUUGAUCAUGUGUUGAAACAGCUUAACGAGGCCUGCUUUGUUUGUAAUAAUGGAGAUCAUGAUAUUGACGACCUCUACACUGUCGCUCUCCUCUUCCGUUUAUUGCGACAACAAGGUUACUGGAUUUCAUGUGACAUCUUCAACAAGUUCAAGGACACCAGUGGGAAGUUCAGUGAAAAAUACAAAAGUGACGUGCGUGGAUUACUAAGUUUGUAUGAAGCUAGCCAUCUGAGUGUGCAUGGAGAAGAUGUUCUCGAUCAAGCGCUUUCUUUCAGUUUAACCCAUCUUGAGUCCAUUGAUGAGGAGCAACUAAGCCCUCCUCUCACAAUGCAAGUCCGUCAUGCCUUAAAGCAAACAAUUCGUCGAGGGGUGCCGAGGCUCGAGGCGAGACUAUACAUCUCCAUGUAUGAAGCGGAACCUUUGCAUAAUAAAAUCUUACUAUCACUGGCCAAGUUAGAUUUCAACCACUUGCAAGAGCAACACCGGAAGGAGUUAUGUGAUCUUGCAAGGUGGUGGAUGGGUCUGGACUUCAAGAGGAAGUUACCAUUUGCAAGAGAUAGGCUCGUGGAAGGAUACUUUUGGAUUUUAGGAGUUCAUUUUGAGCCCGAAUUAGUGCUUGUUCGAAGAAUGUUGACCAAAGUGAUCGCAAUGACUUCAGUUCUUGAUGACAUAUAUGAUGUCUAUGGAACCUAUGAAGAGCUAGAGCUCUUUACUCAAGCUGUUCAAAGGUGGGACAUUGAUUGCAUAAAUGAUCUUCCAGAGUACAUGCAAGUGUUCUACAAAGCACUUAUCGAUGUCUACGUUGAAAUUGGAGAAAUACUGGCUUGCAAAGGAAGAUUGUAUGGCCUCCACUAUGCGAAAGAAGCAAUGAAAAGGCAAGCAAGAUACUACUUUGCUGAAGCAAAUUGGCUGCACCAACAACACAAGCCCACGAUGGAUGAGUACAUGUCCAUUGCAGUAGUAUCGAGUGGUUACCCCUUGUUAGCGAUCACGUCCUUUGUUGGAAUGCAAGAUAUGGUAACAAAAGACGAUUUAGAUUGGUUGUUCAACGACCCAAAGAUACUGAAGGCUUCAACAGUUAUUUGCAGGCUCAUGGAUGAUUUGGCCACUCAUAAGUUUGAGCAAGGAAGAGAACAUGCGGACUCGGCCGUGCAAUGUUACAUGAAACAUUACGGUGUCACGGAACGAGAAGCGGAAAACGACCUUGCCAAGCAAGUUAAUGAUGCGUGGAAGGACAUGAAUGAGGAGUGUCUUCACCCGACUACCGUCGCGAUGCCUCUUCUCAUGGGAAUUCUCAACCUCACACGAGUGAUGGAUGUGCUGUACAAGGACGGAGGAGAUCAUUAUACCAAUCCUCAUAUUACGCUAAAAGAUUACAUACGUUUGGUGCUCAUGGACCCAGUGCAAUAGUUUUGAUAUACAGCAAUGAACUAGAUGUUCAUUAGCUGGACAUUGGAAACUAGACCGAUUAUUCUAUCGAUGAUGUGUUAGAUGUAUGCCCUAAAGUCACCAUGUAAUAGUUACAUGUUAGGGAUUUAAGUUAUAUUUUCAAUUUCAUUAUUUAUUUAAUGGCAAGGAUGUAUUCAUUCA
Messenger RNA from Syzygium oleosum, 1949 nucleotides. RefSeq names its product (-)-germacrene D synthase-like. Bases 66 to 1769 code for a protein of 567 amino acids. Gene Ontology annotation, biological process: diterpenoid biosynthetic process. The record is from RefSeq and is a predicted model, not a curated record. Gene Ontology annotation, molecular function: magnesium ion binding; terpene synthase activity. Lineage: Eukaryota; Viridiplantae; Streptophyta; Magnoliopsida; Myrtales; Myrtaceae. The transcript is spliced from 7 exons.